Messenger RNA from Schistosoma rodhaini, 1143 nucleotides. Lineage: Eukaryota; Metazoa; Platyhelminthes; Trematoda; Strigeidida; Schistosomatidae. The record is from the annotation of a GenBank genome assembly.
UUAUUACUUAAAUCAGUAGUAAAUUAAUAGAAUCAAAUUCAUAAACUUGAACAUACUUACCCAUCAAUUAUACAAAAUGUAAUUGACAAAAUCCAGUACAUGGAUACAUGAAUUUUUCAUUAUCUAAAUUGUAUAUAAAUAUAUAGCUAAUUCACUUAUCUGAUUUUCAUUUCAAUCAUUGUGAUAUGAUGUUACUUCAUUAUAAAUUACAUUGGUAUCAUUUAUUAUUGUGUAUUGUUCAAACUGGAUUAUUAACAAAUGCCAAACCAUAUCAUGUAUCCUACGAACCAGAUGAGACUAUAAUUAAACCAUGUCGAUCAGGUACAGCACAUUGUAUGUUUGGUGAUUGUACAAAAAUUUGGCUUAGAAAAAAAAAACAUGUAGAUAUUAUAAUUGAAUGUCAAUGUUGGACUGGUUAUUCUGGUGAAUGGUGUAAUAUUUAUCCACCUGAACAUAAACAUUGGGAAGGUUUAUUACGUACAAAAGGUAAAGAUGAGAUUACUCCAGUAAUAAAUACUAAACAAACACCACUUACUAUUACGGAUAUAUGGCAUGAACAAAGUCUUCAAUAUGCUGGAUAUUUAGUGGAUAAACAUCGUGAAUCGAUUGCAGAUAGAUUGAAGAAUAAAUUUCUUGUAUUUCAUAAUAGUUUAUCACCCAACCAUGAAAACAAUAAUAGAUCAAGUGAUAAAUAAGGUUUUGAAAUGUACCCUAACUAUAGAAUCGCCUAGUUUUACUGCCAUAACUUCAGGGAUUUUUUUUCAAAUUUUCCUUAUACUACAUAAACUGUUCGAUUUGUUUACAAUAAACUCAUUGUCAUCCGAUUUGUAUAGACCCUAAUUAAUGCAGUGUAACUUAUUAGUCAGCUCCUUUUAAGUGUUAACUGCUUUGCUCUGUUUGUAUUAAUUAUAGUUUAUUGUGUAACUAACUAUACCUUAUGCUUUAUAUAAAUAAUUUCUUUGAAUUCUUAUAUUUUAAUCUUAUUCAGUUUAGGUCAUUAGUUAGAGAAAGGCUAGUCCUCAGACAAACUGUAUGGCUCAGAGCCAAAUAAACAGACUUAUAUUUGGUAAAUGAGUAUUAUUAUUAUUAUUACCAUCAGUUAAGUAACUUGAGGGGUUACUGUUCAAUAAAAUAGAAUGUAAA